Molecule: messenger RNA, 1566 nt
Organism: Mizuhopecten yessoensis (Yesso scallop)
Lineage: Eukaryota; Metazoa; Mollusca; Bivalvia; Pectinida; Pectinidae
Exons: 1
Coding region: 1-1566 (521 amino acids)
Source: RefSeq, a predicted model, not a curated record
AUGACACAAACCCAGACUGUAACAGUCCUACGACACGACCCCAACACAGACUGUACAAGUAUUACGACACAACACAAACACAGACUGUACCAGUCCUACGACAUGACCCCAACACAGACUAUACCAGUCCUACGACACGACACCAAUACAGACUAUACCAGUCCUACGACACGACACCAAUACAGACUAUACCAGUCCUACGACACGACACCAACCCGGACUGCACCAGUCCUACAACAUGACACAAACCCAGACUGUAACAGUCCUACGACACGACACCAACACAGACUGUACCAGUCUUACGACGCGACACCAAUACAGACUAUACCAGUCCUACGACACGACACCAACACAGACUGUACCAGUCCUACGACACGACACCAACACAACCUGUACCAGUCCUACGACACGACAACAACACAGACUGUACCAGACCUAGGAAACGACACCAACAUAGACUGUAGGUGUCGUGUCGUAGGACUGUACCAGUCCUACGACACGACACCAACACAGACUGUACCAGACCUACGAAACGACACCAACAUAGACUGUACCAGUCCUACGACACGACACCAAUACAGACUGUACCAGUCCUACGACACGACACCAACACAGAAUGUACAAGUUUACAUCACGACACCAACACAGACUGUACCAGUCCUACGUCACGACACCAACACAGACUGUACCAGUCUUACGACACGACAUCAACACAGACUAUACCAGUCGUACGACACGACACCAACACAGACUGUACCAGUCCUACGACGCAACACCAACACAGACUUUACCAGUCCUACGACACGACACCAACACAGACUGUACCAGUCUUACGACACGACACCAACACAGACUGUACCAGUCCUACGACGCAACACCAACACAGACUGUACCAGUCCUACGACACGACACCAACAAAGACAGAACAAGUCUUACGACGCAACACGAACACAGACUUUACCAGUCCUACGACACGACACCAACACAAACUGUACCAGUCCUACGACACGACACCAACAAAGACUUUACCAGUCCUACGACACGACACCAACACAUACUGUACCAGUCUUACGACACGACACCAACACAGACUGUACCAGUCCUACGACACGACACCAACAAAGACAGAACAAGUCUUACGACACGACACCAACAAAGACUGUACCAGUCUUACGACACGACAUCAACACAGACUAUACCAGUCGUACGACACGACACCAUCACAGACUGUACCAGUCUUACGACAUGACAACAAGACAGACUGUACUAGCCCUACGACACGACAACGAGACAGACUGUACCAGUCUUACGACACGACACCAACACAGACUGUACCAGUCUUACGACAUGACAACAAGACAGACUGUACUAGCCCUACGACACGACAACAAGACAGACUGUACCAGUCUUACGACACGACACCAACCCAGACUGUACCAGUCCUACGACACGACACCAACAAAGACAGAACAGGUCUUACGACAAGACACCAACAAAGACUGCACCAGUCUUACGAUACGACACCAACACAGUCUGUACCAGUCCUACAACACGACACCAACAUAG